Molecule: messenger RNA, 2118 nt
Organism: Gloeophyllum trabeum ATCC 11539
Lineage: Eukaryota; Fungi; Basidiomycota; Agaricomycetes; Gloeophyllales; Gloeophyllaceae
Exons: 5
Coding region: 1-2118 (705 amino acids)
Source: RefSeq, a predicted model, not a curated record
AUGAGGUCGAAGGGCGAGCGGUUGCGGAGGAGGCGCUCCGCCGGAAGCCGUUUGUCGACCGGUUCUGCUUCGGAGCUGCAGCAAUACUCGGAGCUGUUACAUGCUUCACCAACCAAUCCUUACGCGCCGUUUGACUCGAAGAUUGACUGGGAGGUUGCACGAUGGGCGAAGCUACGAGGUCCCGGCUCAAAUGCUAUGACAGAGCUGCUGAAGAUCGAAGGGGUUUGUGACUCGCUUGGGUUGUCGUUCAAAGACACGGACGCGUUGAAUAGAAUGAUUGACAAUCUUCCUGGACGGCCUGCUUUCAAACGCGAGGAAGUCGUGAUAGCCGACGAAGCAUUUGAAGUAUACCACCGAGAUGUAAUUGAAUGCAUUCGAGCCUUAUAUGGCGACCCCGAGUUUGCGAAGGACCUCAUUCUGUUGCCAGAGAGGCACUAUGCCGAUGCCGAUAAGACGAUCCGUAUGUACUCUGAUAUGCAUACUGGAAAAUGGUGGUGGAACACUCAGAAAGCUGUCGAGAGGGAGACGCCAGGGGCCACAAUAGUCCCCGUGAUCAUCUCCUCGGACAAGACACAGGUGACAUUGUUCGGUAACAAGACUGCAUACCCAAUAUAUAUGACCAUUGGGAACCUUCCGAAGGAGAUUCGACGCAAGCCCUCUCAGGGCGGGCAUGUUCUGCUCGGGUAUCUUCCCACAACACGGCUGGAACAUAUCGUGAAUAAGGCGUCUCGCCGUCGCACUCUCGCGAACCUCUUUCAUUCAUGCGUCAGCCGGAUACUACGUCCGCUGAAGAAGGCUGGAGAGUUUGGAGUGCCGAUGGCAAGCGGCGACGGUAUAUAUCGCCGCCUGCACCCUAUUUUUGCCACGUUUGUUGGUGAUUAUCCCGAGCAGUUGCUGGUCACGGGCAUCAAAACAGGCGAGUGCCCAAAAUGCCCGGUUCCUCAUAAUGAACUGGGUGAAUAUGGGGACCGAGACAAGUUGCGCGAUAUCGAACAAGUUCUGAAUGCCCUUUCCAGUAUUACGGAUGGGAACCCUCUUGUCUUCGUGAAAGCCUGCGCUGCCGCCGGGAUUAAACCUGUGCAGCAUCCAUUCUGGGAAGGCUUACCGUACGUGGAUAUCUUCCAGACCAUCACACCGGACAUACUGCAUCAGCUCUAUCAAGGUGUUAUGAAGCACAUCAUCAGCUGGGUGACGAAGGCUUGUGGCGCGGCUGAGGUUGAUGCGCGCUGCCGCCGCUUUCCACCAAAUCAUAGCAUACGCCUCUUCACUAAAGGAAUCAGCACGCUGUCCAGAGUUACGGGUCGGGAGCAUUCACAAAUGUGCCAAAUUCUUUUGGGUCUUGUUGUCGAUGUCUGUUUGCCCGACGGCCACUCGACUGCGACCCUAAUCAAAGCUGUUAGGGCUAUCCUGGACUUCUGCUACCUCGCCCAAUACCCUGCUCACACUGAUGAGACACUAAACCAUCUUGACGAAGCAUUACAACAGUUCCAUCAGGCGAAGCAUAUAUUUGUUCUUCUCGGCAUCCGGAGUGAUUUCAAUAUACCGAAACUACACUCUCUCCUCCAUUACAUCGCCUCGAUUAAGUGCUUUGGCACGACGGACAACUACAAUACGGAGUACACCGAACGCUUGCACAUCGACUUCACCAAGGACGCCUAUCGUGCGACAAACCACAAAGAUGAAUAUCCGCAAAUGACAAAAUGGCUGACACGUCGUGAAAAGGUCCUUCGCCAUGAGAAGUAUAUCAAAUGGCGUGUUGCUGGCUGCCCGCCACCUGACGUUCCACAGACCGACGGCAUGCCUGACCCGCGUGACCUGGGCUCACGUCCACACCUGCGAAUGACCCGUCAUCCAACCGUAAAGGCUGUCCCAGUAUCUACCGUGAAACUCCAGUAUGGUGCUCAAUUUUUUGAAGCUGCCUUUGCUCGUUUCGUGGUUCAGUACCAUGAACCAAGAUGGACCGCUUUUCAGGUUGAACAGGCGGCUGCAAACAUAUACCUCCCAUUCCAGCGUCUCCCGGUGUUCCAUAAGAUCAAGUUCUGGAUCAAGGAUCCAUUUCACCGUGGACUUGGUUCAGAGACAUCGGACGCCGUCCACUGCUCGUCAAUCUGGGCGUAG